GUACCCCUGACUACACCCCUCACCCUUAGUCAAUGCUAAUGGUAUUAUCCUUUGGCUCUCCGGUUCUUGCUCCAUCAGGAUGCGACCGGGGGGUUGUCCAAUAGUCAGUAAACCCAACUUUCACGCUAUUCCACCCUCCAGGACUUGAAUUCUCGCACCCCCCGGAGCGACUUUUAUCCCGGAGAAAGGCGAAGGCCACGCGGAGCAGUGCGACGCCAGAUCCAUAUCUCUCGCAGCCGUCGAAGCCCGUUGAGCUGAAUCCAUCCAUCAUUCGGCUUCGAGUACCCGUAGGAACCCACACGGACAUUCUAAAUCGGUCUCUUCCACAGCACUGCUGGUGUACCCAGCAUAACAGACAGUCAGUGUAGUGUAUUGAAAACUCUUUUGAGUGGCUUGUGCUAAAAAUUCCCGCAGCAGUGUGCCUCCAGCCAGCAGGGACUAGUUCCGUUCCUAGCGUGCAAAACUGUGAUGAAGUAAUCCCCCGGGAGUUGUAGAUUGCAAAAAGUUCGAUAAAAUCGAGUCGUUUGCAAAGAGUUAUAUUUGCUCUGGUAAGAAAAGUUGCUCACUUCAAGUGCAAAUCCCGGAUUCAUCAAUCUAUAAUCGUAUCCUGAAGUGGAGUACCCCCAACGAUUCCCCCACAGCAUCAGCACCCCCAGCGUGGUGCAAAACUCGAGGGGAAAACUUUCGGGAGGAAGCCUUGAAAAGUGUGUGCGAAUAAGUGAAUGCAGUUUUGAAACGGCUCUCAGCCUUUCCGUCCCAACUUUGCUCCGUUUGAGUUCUUGUGGAGCGCAAACAAAAUCUUUCCGGAGUUGUGGCGAAGAAAAUCGUCAAUAAAAUACAUAACCGUUGCCGUCAUAGUGCUGCUGUUCCUUUGACGGACGGAGUGGCGAAGAGAUCAACCGUCGUCGCGUCGACGUCCUUUCAGUGUGCAAGAAGAAAACCAACGUCCACCGAGUGUUGUUUGAAGUGCUUCUCCACGCCGUCGUCAUCCUGCAGUCCUUCGCUUGGAGUUUGGGCAAUAAAAUUACCUGACGGCGCCCGUGCAAAGCACCCCCCACCGAGAAUAACGUAAACGGAAGUGAAGCAAGUGUGAACAAUAGGUUUCGUGCUUCCUACCUCCGUCAAAGAGAAGAAAGAAAAGCGCAAAAAAAAAGUUCACAAAACAUACAAAAAGUAUAAAGUUCUUCCGUGGAAUCACAGCGACCUUCCCCAAAAUGCGUUAGUUAGUUGCCCAUUCACCUGUGUGUCAACACAGCCUGAAGCCAGCCAGCGGAGAAGGGACGAAUUCGUUAUGAGAACAGCGCACAAAAUCUUCUCCGAUAAAAUCCGAAAAGGAGAUUAAACGAUUCGUCGGCAUCCACCCACACCCACACGCACAAACUCACACGCAUACGUUAUUCCCAGGAAAAAGAUUGGAACUUUUGGGGUGACGAGACCACCGAGUCACCGUGUGUCACCGAGAAUCGAACAGACCAACCUCAACCCCAAACGAGGAAAACAACAUGUAGCUUAUUCAGUAACGACAACUACCCACCCAAAACCUACCCCAGCCAUCGCAAAUCACCAUCACCACCAUCACCAUGGAGGAAACGCGCCGCUCCCGCAAGGAUCUGAAAAAGAGCCACGCCGACUCGUGGCCCAGCCGGGCGUCGCUUCCGGCAAGCCCUAAAAUCAUCAAAACCACCGAGGACGACCCGGAGGCCAACAGCGACGUGUUCGACUACUGCCAGUCGUCGUCGCACACCUCGUCUAGCGUGCAGUACGAGUACGGGGCCAUCAGCCCGCGGUUUGAGCGAAAGCGUUUCGAAUACUGCUACCCGACUGUGUCCAAAGAGGACUUCUCCAACAGCAUAUCACUCGAUAAUCAAGACAUAGAUCGUAAGAAAAAACGAAUUUAUCCCAGCAAAACGCCCGACAAUUCACUGGAAAAUGAACCCAUCCUGGACGAAUCGAACGCCAGCAGCAGUUCAAGGGCAGCCAAGUCACCGGGCCAUUCGCCUCGACACUCUCGCCGACAGCUCAACAGCGAGAUCAACAUCACCUCGAACCCCGGCUAUCAGGUCCUGCGAAGCUCCCACUCGACGUUGGACCGCACGUGCUCGGACAGCGUGGUGUCGCUGAAUUGUCACAAAUCGACCAGCGACCUGACGCAGACGACGGCCGAAGCGACGGCGAUGACGACGAUGAGCGGUGCAAUGCCCGGUCGGAAAGGUCGCCGAAGGAGCAGCCACAAGGGCGGUGGGUUGGCCUAUCUGGCCAGCCGAAAGGGUUCACGUGAUUCGAUCAAAAGUGGGGCUUCCAAUACGUCGGUGUUUUCCAACGAAGACGUCGGACCGUUGGCGUUUCAGGCUUCUGCGCGGGGUCGCCAGCGGAGGACGUCGAACUUUUUGGAGCUGCCCAUACCGGACCAUGCGAGGCCACGAGUUUGUUCCCUGCCGGAGCGGCCGUACAAUCCCAGGCAAAGCGAUGACCUGUAUCGACUGAGGCACUUCUCCAUCAGCAAAGGGACGGUGGUCAACUGUGGGGAUUCCAUCAUAUCACGGAGGUCUAGGAGUAAUACAAGCGUGAAUUCUACGGCGAGUCGCGCCAGUGAACGUUCGCCCUUUGAGGGUUCGUGCUGCGGAGGAGGCUACGCCACGGUUGACUCGCUGCCUUCGUCCCCGAACGCCGAGGAAGACGACAGCGAACCCAUCCCGACGAGGUACCGGGUGGUGAUGCUCGGAGACUCCGGAGUCGGCAAGACGGCCCUCGUUUCGCAGUUUAUGACGUCGGAGUACAUGCACACGUACGAUGCCAGCUUGGCAGAUGACGAAUUUGGCGAAAAAACCGUUAGCAUUCUGCUGGACGGCGAAGAGUCCGAGAUGAUAUUUAUCGAUCACCCGAAUGUGGAGAUGAGUGUGGAGAACUCGUUAUCAACAUAUGAACCUCAUGCCUGCGUCGUCGUUUACUCGAUCGUGGACCGAAACACGUUCCGGGUCGCCGAGGAGAUCCUCAACUAUCUGUGGUCGGAGAAGUACACCAAGGAGAAGGCGGUCAUCAUUGCGGCCAACAAGUCCGAUCUGGCCCGGUCCCGGGUGAUCAACACCGCAGAGGGAAAACAGUUAGCCACCUCCCGAGAGGCGAAAUUUAUCGAGACGUCCAGUGGAAUCCAGCACAACGUGGACGAACUGCUCGUGGGUGUACUGAAACAGAUUCGCCUCAAGGAGCAACGUGAGAAACGAGCCAGCGCCACCAACCUGCGAAACUCCCGAACCCAGAUGUCGCUGCACAUUGCCAAGGAAAUCCUGCACAAGAUUUGUCUCACCGACAUAACCAAGUCCAAAAGCUGUGAAAAUUUGCACGUUCUCUAAGAGAACCGACGACUAUGACGACGACGACGAUGACGACGCAACGGCGGUGGCCGAAAUCCACGAAAUCAACCAAAGCAGGGUAAAAUGAAAGUGAAAUUCCGUUUGCUGUUACCUAACACCGAUAUAGUAAUAUGCCAACUUCCUCGCACAUUUCUUUCUCCGGUUUUCGAGUUCGAGAGACUGCGUGUAAAGCUCACAUUGCCAAAAGAAGCACAGCUGCUGGCGUAGUAGUAAAAAAACUAUAAACCCAUUUAUAUCUACAUACCCAACCAACCUCCCAAAAUUCAAAUUGCUUCCAUCAUGUGUGUGGGAUGGAAACAGCAUAAGAAAAAACAAGCAAACCUCCAGAUCCAGCCUGGGAUCCGCACUUUGAACGUAAACCUAGUUAGUCUAAUACCCCAAUUAUGUGCUGUCGUACGUCGUGCGACAUUGCGCGGCAACUUGAAAAUAGAGCAAUGAGAACGCUGAUGGAGUCAUAAACCUACAUUCCCUUUCCCACCCAUUAAGACGCGCAGACUGACACAGUAUUUAGUGUGGUGUUGUUCAUUUGGUGCUCUGGAAUGUAUGAAUAUGGUUAUUUUCACACAUCGUAUCUGCGAAAAUUUCCGUGUUAGCCCUAUGAUGCACUAAAAUUUAGCAUUUCGUCAUUUUAUAUGCAGAAUCAUAGAAUCAACUCCGUUUGAAAUAUGUAAAACAUGUUCACAAGCACUACGGUCCUUUCAUUGUGUUUUCAUUUAAAUAAAAUUAGAAUUUUUAUCUAAUUUCCGUCUAACUAAGCACGGACCAAUAAUGAUCGAUUUUAUUCUUGCACCUCGCCUUAUGUCUCAUGACCAAUGUGGAACCAAUUACUAAUUUAUUAAUUAGCUUCCAUCUCAAGUAAAACAAUAUUGUAAACCAGGCAGAGGAAAAGAGCUCAAUAAUUGCAUAUUUUGAUAUUGAGAUCAAAAUGUGAUAUUGGUUUGAUUGACAUCUAUAUAUAUCUAUAUCUAUAUAUAUAAAAAUGAAUUUCCGUCUGUCUGUCUGUCUGUCUGUCUGUCUGACCGCUAUGCAUUCGGAAACUACUGAACCGAUCGGUGUGAAAUUUUGUAUGUAAGUACGUUUGGGGCCGGGGAAGGUUCUUAGCUUGGUGCGAGACCCCUCCCCCCUCUGGAAAGGGGGGCUCCCAUACAAAUGAAACAGAAAUGAGCUGAGAGAAAAGCUCAAAACUCAAAAGUAACAAAACCAAUCUAGCGUGCGGUGCUCCAAUGACCUCAAAAAAUGUCAAAUUUGAAUUGUCAAGACAAAAAGGCAAUGAAGUACGGCAUCGGCCGCGUCAACCCUGAAGCUAUGUUAGACUCCGGAAGUUCUAUGCGCCGUCCCGGUCGGGGACGGGCCAAAGCCGCAAGCUGCUGGUCGAGCCUACGGCAGCUUCCAGGGCCGUAUUGAAUGGGAGAGCUUUCGGGUCGACCUUUCGGCGCGCCGGCCGAGGUAGGAGAGUGGCACAGGUGGCAGGCGGGGUUGGUAUGCUAAACUGCGGUGCAUGAUGGACGUCGUAAGCGGAGGCACAGGGCGGACACGGCGUUUGAUCCCGGAAUUACACGUGGAUCUCUGUGGUUGUAAAAUACGAUGUUUUGUAUGAAGAAAAUCCACGCACACUUUUGCUUGCAUCCUUCCUAGACGAGACAACUUGUUGUUUACUUUUACAAACGGGAAAAAAGUGAUUGAUUUGAAUAACUGAACAGCUUUUGCUGCUUUCUGCAGCAGUGAUAUCCAACUUUGAAGUGCCACAGAGCUUUUGUGAGGUGUGAAUCAAAGUUUGGUUCAACAAAUGAAUCUGGCGAAAAAAAAUUGAAUAGUGAUGCAUAACAAUUAGGCUAGCUACUGCUUUAGUGCGGUUUCCUUGGUCGUAUGCAAAGUGAGAAAAAUUUUCAACUCGUAAGUGGAGUGAAAUUUCAACGUGAAAUUCUGCAUUAUUAUUCUGUUUCCAGGGGCUGCUCAUUCAUAGUCUACAGCUUUUUGCUUGCAUCCAAUGAACCUUUUUUAACACUCGAGCGAUCGCGCUGUUGUAUUUUGUACAACACGUUGAAAAAAUCUUGCUUUUCGUACUCAGCAUUAGUGUGGUGCUGACGCAGGUAGUCAACCGCGCGAGUUACGGAAGGUUAAUAGGAAAGCUGGAAUACCUGUUGGAAUUAUAGGCUAUUUCCUGUCUGAUAUGACGGAAAAUAGCGCAUAUGACGAAGUAGAUUGCUACCUUAUUUAAAUAAGGAUAACCAGCUACAACCAAUCUAUCAAACCAAUUUUGUUUAUGGAGGCCUAAGUGUAUGAGCCAUUUUACGAAACAACAACAAACAAUGUUUAUAUUGAUAAUAAUAUUUAUGUGUUAGGACGCCUCCUCUUGUCAAAUUUUAAUAAAAUCGACUGCAUACAGGGGAUGGCCAAAAUGUUUGGGAUAGGCAACUCUUUUUCUCCCACAAAAAAAUUCAACAUGCUAUAACUUUUCAUAGAGUGCAUCAAAAAAUCUCAAAUUUUGACUGUUUGACAACCUACUAUAUGUGCAUCAUUGGUACAAAUUUGGGAUGGAUUGAUUAAUUUUUCACGAAGUGAGAACCGUUUGGGUAAAACAACUAAUUUGAACUGUCAUAUCUCGGAAACCAGAGAACCGAAUUGAAUGAAAUUUUUAACGUUUAUCAACAAUAUAUUGAUACUUGAUCCGACGUUAUAAAAUAUUAUAUUUUCUCACGGCGAAUUAAGUUAUACCUAAUUAAAGUUUUUACCCAUAUAGAGGAAAAUAAGUCAAAUUUACAAUACCACACAAAAAUUAUUAAAUGUGUUCUUCCUUCAAUCUAAAUAGGCUCUAAUAUAUCUGAUUGGAGAUAAUUUGAGAACAGAAGUGGAAAAUCUUUGAAUAAAAUUUAUUGACAUUGGUGUAAAAAAAAUACAUUUUUUUCGAGAAAAAUCCAAAAAGUGUCAAUCCAUAAUAACUUUUUUCAACGUUUAAAAAGUACCUAUGUUUUAAAAGUUUGUUAAGCAUUUACAUAUUGUUAGUGUACGUUCAAAAUUUCAUUCAAUUCGGUUCACUGGUUUCCGAGAUAUGACAGCUCAUAAAUGAGUUGUCUAAAAAAUAGUGUUUUUCCCGAACGGUUCUAACUUUGUGAAGUAUUAAUCAAUCGAUCCCAAAUUUGUACCAAUGAUGCACAUAUAAUAGGUUGACAAACAGUCAAAAUUUGAGAUUUUUUGAUGCGCUCUAUGAAAAGUUACAGCAUGUUGAACUUUUUUUGUGAGAAAAAAAAGUUGCCUAUCCCAAACAUUUUGGCCAUCCCCUGUAUCUUAAACUUAUAUCGUAAAUCGAGGUAUCUUUGAUAGUUCAUAGAGCAUUUUAUAUUUUAUCUUAACUAUAAUUCAAAAAAUCAAUUAAGAAAAGGGCAAACGUAGAUUUAAAUAAUACAUAGGGCCUGGAACCAUUUGAGCAGGGGCCUAUUUUGGGCACUUGUUGCUAUAACUCAGUCAACUUUCAACCAAUUGACUUGGUCAAUUAACCAAUUGACCAUGCCCCAACGGUCAGAUAAGUACAGUAUCUAGCCAGUAUCAGAUAAGUACAGUAUCGAAGUCUAAUCGAAUAGUGCCUGUGGAGCUCCUCCGGAAAUUUGCCUCGCUGUUUAUCCGGGAAUUUCUUUCGCAGUUUCUCUGAAAAAUGCCAGUACAUGCUGAAGUUCAAGUACUUUCCAUGGUUAUUGUGUAAAUUCUAUCCGGUGUUCCUCUGGGAAAUCUUCCCAAAGUUUAUAAUUUCUGGGAUUUUUUCCGAGGUUCCAUUUGCAGUUCUCAUGAAGUUUAUCUGAAUCCUUUCAUCCGUUGUCCAGCGAGAGGGAACUUCUUCCAAAAUUUUCAUGCAUGGUCUUCUUUCGUUCUCAGAAUUCCUUCAAAAGUUUCUUCCAUUUUUUUUGGUUUUCGGCUUACAGUCUUAUUGAUUGCAUUGAUUAUUUCAUCAUCAUUGCCGAAGUUUCGGUCCAGCUCUCGGGGCUCAAUACACAAAUGGGCAUUUUUUUAUUAUCGUACAAAUUGGGCCGAAGGGUCUCAGAUUUUCAUGAAACUUUUUCCACAGGCAGGGCUCAUGGAUAAAUGAAUAAAAAAAAAUGAGAAAAAUGCAGGGUAGCCUAUUUUCCCGGAAAACUCGAAUGAUUUUUUUUCUGUUUUCCCCUUACACUAGAUACUUUGAAAAAGCAUAACUCAAGAACGAAGCAUCAUAGAAACAAAAUUCAAAAAAAAAAUAUGAAUUGGGCAAAGCUUACCACAAAAUUUUCCACAAUUGAGAAAAUUCGUAAAGAAAAACCGGAAAAACUAUGCCUGAACUCGUGGCAAAUGUUCAAAAAAAAAAUAUUUUUCGGGCAUAGUUUUUCCAGCUAUUUGUUAUGAAUUUUCUCAACGGUGGAAAAUUUAGUGGAAAGCUCUUUAAACUUCAUAUUUUUUUUAGAUUCCUGAGAAAAUUUUCUUUCAUUUUCACUAAAAAACUUUGUUUCUACGAUACUUCGUUCUUGAGUUAAGGUUUUUCAAAAAAAAGGCUUAUAUUGCACAUUUGGACAUUUUUCAACUAAAUUGGCAAAAACUCAAAAACGAAAAAAUGCAUUCCAAAAAUUUUAGGAAUUAAAGCUUAUGAAAUAACUUCCUCAAAAACAUUUUCCACGAGUUCGGGCAUAGUUUUUUCCGGCUUUUCUUAAGGAAUUUUUUCAAUUGUGUAAAAUUUCGUGGAAAACUUUGUCCAGUUCAUAUUGUUUUUUGGUUUUCUGAGAAAAUUUGCUUUCAUUUCCUAAACAUAAAUUUUGUUUCUACGAUGCUUUGUUCUUGAGUUAUGAUUUUUCAAAGUAAAGUAAGUAGUGUCAGGGAAAAACAAAAAAAUCCCACUUGAGUUUUCCAGGAAAAUAGUUGUUCAUAUAUAUCUAUGAGCCCUGCCUGUGGAAAAAGUUUCAUGAAAAUCUGAGACUUUUCGGCCCAAUUCGUAGGAUAAUAAAAAACAAUUCCCUAUUGCAAAAAAAAAUAACAAUUUUACCAAAUUUUGCGGCAUUUCGCGGAAUUUCUUAAAUUUUGCGGUCAUAACCCAAUUUCGCGGAUUUCGCGGCUUCCGCGAAAUCGUGAAUUUUCAUUGUCCCUGCUAAUUUUGUAACAGCAAUUUCUUAAAAUUAAUUUUAAUAAUUGUGCAGUUUUCGUGUCAUCAGCAGUACAAAAUUUCCAAUUAAAUUUUUAACGUAAUAUAUUUCUAAUUUUCUAACUAUAUUGAUGCAGUAUCGUGGCACACAUGUAUACGAACUUACAUCAUACGUCAACAUUGAGCGAAAACUACUUAAAUACGAUUUAUAAUAUUUAUUUAGAAACUGUUUAACAGUUGGGUAGGGUUCAACAGUUGGCGAAUCACCCUAUUCCGCAUUCCAUCUGAUUUAAGUGGUCAACGGGUAAUCAGUCAUGAUGUUCUUAUGCAAAAAUGAUAUGUUGCACACACAGACUGGUAUAUACAAAUUUGCAAUCUACUAAUUUAAUCUGGAGCCCGUGACGAUCAAAUUCCUCUUAGUCAUGUUAAUAUCCAAAGAUUUGGUCUGGUUAUUGCGAGUGUUGCAAGUUGCUGCUCCUUGCGAACCGGUAGUUCAAAACAUUUGAAAUGCUUCUUCAUGAUUGAUACCACACGGAUUGGUUCACGGUCAGUCAUACCAGCCGGGAUAAUAAUGAAAAUCGACCAAUAUUGAAAAAAAAGCUGAUCGGAAACUUUAGAUUUCUUUGUUAGCAAAUAUCUUCCUGAUAUUAAGAAGAACCAAUUAACUAUUAUUGAUUUGUCUUUUGAACAUAUUUUCAUCCGGUUCACAUACCAUGGUGUAGUAUGCUCAGUCGAGUGUUUGACUCUUAUCUUAAGCAGCAAAAAAUGUUGUAUGUAGGAUGGAGUCGGCAAAUCGCAAAGAAUGCCUUCGCACACAACUCAAGGUAUUCUUUUGGCUCCCAUUCAAAUUUUCGCCUUUCAAUCCCAAAUCUUACAAAUGAGUUUAUCAUGUUAAACCAGCCUCACGCCAUCGCCGUCCUAGCUCACCUUGCUCGACAAAAAGAACUUUAUCGCUUUUCGCGGAACAAGUUUUCGCCAUCCAGCCUCCGUCCUGUCUAAAUUCUAAACUUCAUUAUCCGCUUGGGAAAUAGCAGCGUAACAAUGGCCUUUGGCGGCGGUGAUGAAACGGGGCAUGUAACAGCAUUUACCGCCCGCACAAACAAAUUUUUGUCACGUAAUUUUUUUUCUUUUUCCCUGUCUCUCUAUAAACAGCGUACCUAAGCCCAAUUUAAAAUUUUCCAUCCCGUCUCGCUAUUAUUGUCAUCUUCGUCAUCUUUGCCAAAACCCCAUGCAUGGGUGAAGAAAAGACUUCCAUUAUAUUGCCCAAGACGCCAAAGUUGAUCAUCCCCAUCCCUCAGCGACGACGACGACGACGGAUUGGGGAGUUGUUUGGCCCCAGGGUGAUUUGAAGCAAUUCCCGUCCCGGUGGUGCAGAAACACGCACAUGUUGAUUGCUGCUGAACUGAUGGUGGAAAGCGGGCUGCUGGCUGCUAUGGAUGGGGGACGCACAAUAAAGUAAUCAUAGGGGUCGCUCCUCGGUCGGAUUUGGCGCAGCUGUCCCGAGGUGAAUGUCAAGGGAGUAGGAAUGUUCGUGCUCGUUUGACGUUGUAGGCACCGCACCGACGACGACGCGUCGGACGACCAGUGAAUGAAUGCCGAGCAACAGGUUGAACAAGUAUCAAACAUUUUGGAGGAACAAGGUGCCUGAAGUUCGCACAAAUCUUGUCAGGAGAGGGAGGAUGGAUGUACGAGCGAGGUCAAGUUCGGAACCAACAUAUUUGCAAAGGGGGCGGGUUUUCUUGCAUGGUCGACCGACACAUAUGGGAUGAAUGAAGAUUGAAAGAGGCUGAUGAAAUUUAAAUCUCCCCUAAGCAAACAGGGUGGAGUGGCUUUCAUUUUUCAUGCGCGAUGUUGUUGGCAAACGCUUUGUGCUCCUUUUGUAAAUAUUUAUUUGCUGGAACAGAGGGGCCCUCUAUGAAAACGUAUUUUCUUCUGAAUUUUCUGAAAUUUUGAGGGCACGCUCAUAACGCUUCAAGACAUGUGCCAAUUGGGUCUCUGGAUCCUGUUUUUCAUGGAUGAUGUUCCCAUCACUACAUUUUUAAACACGAACUUUAUCAGCGGAUCAAUCACUUUUUCAUAGACGUUUCAAGAAGUUUAUUAGCGUUUCAAAGGGACACAAUCAGCUUCAGGGCCAUUCCUGAAAUCACAAAAAAAUACCCGAAGCACCCCUGAGCAGUGCUGAAAAUUUAAUUUCGUCAUAUCUAUAUUCAAUCACCUACAGCUCAUUUUACAAGCUGAACCUGAGAAUAUGGUAUAUGAAAAACUUGUGCGGCUAGACCAGUUCUGCAAGAAAGUCACGGAAAAACCACCAUUUUUCGAAUAUUUAAGGAAAAUGUCACGGGCUACCUUUGAAAAAUGCCAAAUGAUAUUCACCGUGAAUAUCAUUGGCAUUUUUUCAAGGUAGUCCGUGACAUUUACCUUAAAUAUUCGAAAAAAUGUGGUUUUUCCGUGACUUUCUUGCAGAACUGGUCUAGCCGCACAAGUUUUUCAUAUAUCAUAUUCUCAGGUUCAGCUUCUAAAAUGAGCUGUAGGUGAUAGAAUUUAGAUAUGACGAAAUGAAUUUUUCAGCACUGCCCCUGAGACCUCCUGAAACUCCCUGGAACCCUCUGAGUAUCCCUAAAGCACAGCUGAGAUCUCCUGAAGCACACUGAGAGCCCCUGAAAUACCCCAGAACCCAGAACACGCCCCAGAGACCCUUUGGAACACCUGAUAAGGACUGUAUCGGAAAUUAACUAUAAACGUUCACAAUUGCCUGAAAAAUAAUCUGUUCGAAAUAAACAAAACUUUUGUUUUGGAGAUACUAUAUAAAUCUCUCAAAUAAAGAAUGGCAUUCUGAUUUUCAAAAAAUAAUCAUUUAACUUGGACUUUUAUCUCAAAGAUUGCACACAUGUUUUUAAAAUUUUGGACACCUCCUAAAAAUUUAAAAUUGUAAAUACUGUGGGAAAAUAUUCAAUUUUUUCUCUUAUUUUUGCGCAAAUAUAUUCUUUUCCAGAAUGCUCACGAUAUAGGAAAAUUAUUUUUAUCAAGAAAAAUUCCCUCUGGAGUUUAGGGCAAUUCUUAAAAAUGGAAAAAGGGCAUUUUUCGAGGAACUCUUUUUUUUUAUGCGUCUUCAAAGAACGAUUACGCAAAUAAAAAAUACAUAAAGUAGAAAAUUUGCAUUUUUUUCGAUUGGGUAUGUAUUUAAAUCUAUUGAAGAGGUAGUUUUUCCAGAGAACGGAAUUUUAUAACCUCUAAAGAUAUUUAAAACAGAGCGUCAAAGUUCGACCAAAAAGUAGGUGUUUUUUGGGAUAGACCAUAUUCUUAAUGUUGGAGGUUUUUCUAUCCAAAAUAAGAAUUUUAAAAGUCUGUUUUAAGUGAUGUGUACAUAACUGCUAGUAAUAAUCAUUAUUUUCCAGAUUUUUCCCCGUAGAAAUUUUUUUCGCAACAAAUAUUUGAAACGUUAAAUUUUUUUAAAAAUAAUGCAGUUUGUACAGAUUGUUAUUUUGUGUGGUAUACUGAUAGAACCAUAUUUUCAAUAAUACUAAAUAUUUUCCAAAUUUCUUCAAGCUGUUCUAAACUUAACUAUAUUUUGAAGAUUUUAUAGAAGAACCGGAAUGAAAAGACCAACCGUGCGCCGAGAUAGAGCAUUUUGAAUGUUUAUAGUUAAUUUCCGAUACAGUCCUUACCACUUGUCACGCCCAGAAACCCUUCAAGAAUCCACUUGAAACUCUCUGAGAGCUCUUUAAAGGUCCCUGAGAUUCCAUAGAACUCCCCUGAGACUCCCUUUAACACCUCUAAGACACCCUAAGGCGCCCCUGAGACCACUUGGACGCCCCCGGAACCCCUUUAGACCCCCUGAUACGCCCCUGAGACCCCCUAAAACUAUCCUGAAAGCAGGGUUCCUGAUUUCCACUUGCAUCUUCAUUCACAUAAGCAUUUAAAUGAAUGAGGAUCCUUGCAGUAGAGCACCUGGUACUCCGUGAAAACCCCAGAUUCCCCCUUGAAGAAAUGCGCCUGAGAUCUCCAGGUACGCCCCUGAAGUCUCCUGACACCCCUAAAACGCCCAUGAUACCCCCUGGAACACCUGAGACGACUUGAUGCACUUCUGAAACCCCCAGAUAUCCGCCUGAAUCGCCUUGCAAUCCCUCUAAAACGUCCAUGAAAUGCCCUGAAACCCCCUGGAACCUUUUGAGACGACUGAAACGCCCGUGAGACCUCCUGGUUUCUCUAUAAAACCUUCUGAAACUCCCUGAAACGCCCCUGAGACCCCCUGAAAAUUUCAAGUGGGUUCCAGGGGGUCUCAGGGGCGUUUCAGGGAGUUCCUAAGGCCUGAAACUGCAAACACCCAGUAUCUCAGGAACGGUUUAUCCUUCGGCAAUGUGUUAGGCAAUUUAUGGGACUAUGUUAAUUUUUAGGUUUAAAAAAUAAAACCUAAACAUCAACUGUCUCAAAAAAGGUAUUUUUGUUUUUUUUUUGCCUUUUCUAUAUGAACAAAUAAUAACGACUACGUUAAGGGUAUUCACUAAACAGAUUAAAUAUCUGCGUAAGCCAUGAUUUAUGCCACAAAAGUUCAGCCUAUUGGACGCAGUGGCUUAAUUUCCCCAACAGGGGAGGAAAAAAAAAAAAAAAAAAAAAAAAAAAGCCAUGAUUAUCUGACUAUUGAAAUGAUUCACGAAAUAUCGAGUGAAAUAAUCAAAGAUUGCCUUGGUGAUCGCGACGUUUAAUCAGUUUAAUCGGUUAACGCUGUUUAGUGAAUCCCCCUAUUAUAUACAGGGGAUAGACAAAAUGAUCGGGACAGGCAAAAUUUUCCUUUCUCAAAAAAUUUUCAAAUAGCUGUAAUUUUUCGAAAAGUGCAUCAAAUAUUCUCAAAUUUUUACUGUGAGUUGAUCAACUAGUUGUGUAUCAGUGGGCAAAAUUUGGAGAAGAUUAGACUAUUCUGCACGAAGUUAUAAAGAUUCUUGAAAAAGGUAAAAUUAUCCGAUAGCCAACUUUGAGCUGUUAUAUCUUCGGAUUCAAUGAACCGAAUGCAAUGAAAUUCUGACCAUUUAUGACUUAUAUAAUGAGCUUUGUAAAACUUUUGACUCGACUUAAAAUUCAUAACACGUAAGAAAAUUAUAACGAUUUGAUUAUUUUUCUGAUAAAACACCUAAUUUUCUUAAAUUUCAACAUCGUUUCAAAAUUCAAGAUGCUAUUCAUAGUUCAUUUAAAUUCCCUCUAAUUGUCUUGAAUACAAAUACGUUUUGAAAGAAAGUAACAACAUAGCCGGCAAUUCAUUGAAAAAAUAAUGAGAUGCAUAUUAACAAUAUACCUAUUUACUAAAACAUCAUAAAAUUAAUGAAACCGCUAUAACUUUUUCACUUGUUAAUAAUUUCAAGUUGAGUCAAACGUUUUUCAAAGCUCAUAAUGUAAGUCAUAAAUGGUCAAAAUUUCAUUGCAUUUGGUCCAUUGAAUCCGGAGAUAUAACAGCUGGAAGUUGGCUAUCGGAUAAUUCUACCUUUUUCUAAAAUAUUUAUAACUUCGUGCAGAAUAGCCCGAUCUUUUUCAAAUUUUGUCCACUGAUACACAACUAGUUGAUCAACUUACAGUGAAAAUUUGAGAAUAUUUGAUGCACUUUUAGAAAAGUUACAGCUAAUUGGAUAUUUUUUGAAAAGUGAAAAUUUUGCCUGUCCCGAUCAUUUUGUCUAUCCCCUGUAUAUAAAAAAAGAUUUUUGAUCAUUUUUAAAAUAUACGUCAAACAUAUUUUUCAAUUCGAUUUUAUAAAAGGACACAAAUUUUGCAAAAAAAACAUGUAUAUGUACGACAAAACUUGGCUAAACACUACCGUUACCAAGAUACAUUGAAAACUGCAUUUAAGCAAAAUCCAUUUAUGUAAAUUCCAGUAAUAUCCCUCCAUUUAAGUUACGUUACUUUAAUAGAAAUGGGCUGUUUUCAGAGCAAAGCAUAUAUUUAUAGGCUACGGUUUCGAAAACAUUUGUUCUUCAGAAGGUUACGAGGGAAGUCGUCUAUUCAUGAGACCCAAUAAGACAUUACACCGUAUAAGUCAAUAGACCUAAUAGGUCAUUGGCAGUUAUUUACGACGGGCAUAUCGUUCGCGUUGCAUUAUUUGGCGGAAAAGGAGAAAAGUGACGCGAGUUUUGGGCAAAAGCACAUUGUCCUUUCUCGUGAGGGUUGAAAAUAGAUGCACACUUGGUAGCCAACGGUAUUGCACAAAAUUGAAGGAGUCAAGGAGUGGUUGCGGUCAUUCGACGACAUGGAACUGGGUGAGAUCAUUCCGGUUUUUUUUUUCUUUACAUCCUAGAGGGAGUUGGGGUAAUUUCGCCAAUACGUUUUCAUGAGGACUCCUGGAGUCUGGUAAUAACUGCAAAUUAAUCUUGUAGCUCUGGUGCUGACCGAAUUUUUAAGCGAUAAAAAUGUUAGAAGAAAGUAAUUGCAGCUCACAACAAUCAUUGAGAAAAUUAAAAAAAAUGGCUAUAUUACCUUAUCGGCCGUGGAUCACAGGGACUACUCUUAGUAAAAUAGAUAAUUCGAUAGCAAUCAAAGCUUGAACAUUUAUUCUCCGUAUACUCUAAGUUCAAUACUGUGAGAAGCGUGCGGUAGGGGGAUGGGGACGCGAAUAUUGAAUGCGGAAUCAGAAGCGCGCGAUAACUUUCUUGGGAAAGUCGGUUUUCACGGUUAAGGGGAGGGGGGGAGUAUGGCCGAGUGUUACGGCCCAUACAAAAUUGUUUGGGUUUUCAUACAAAAAAGCGUUACGGAGGGGGGAGGGGGUCGAAAAAUGUUGACUUUACGUUACGUAAUGAAUGGAUGCUGUCUUAUUGACUUUAAAAUAUUGAACUCUAGAAUUGUGCACAUUUGCUAGUCACAAGCACCAUUCAUUGGUUCUCUGUGCAACUUCGAUUAUUCUGGUCAAUCACGGAUGUGAACGGUUAUCUUUGCUUUGCUUUGCUUUGCUUGCUUUGCCCUAAUCAUCCAAUGGUCAUAAUAGAUCUAAAUACUGGUCGCAGUGAGUUAUACCCAACAAGGAAUUAAAAAAAAUGUAAAACAAUCAAUCCGACCUGAUAGUUCUUAGAGCUCAACAAGAGAGCUCUAUGUACAUACACUGGCCUAGUAACUGGACACUGCCCGAGCAGGUAUCACUAGAAAAAUAUUGGUCAGAUUCAGACUGAUAUCUGUCAUGUCUGUAAUACGGAACGUGAAACCUAGGAACAUCUGCUUUGCAGUUGUGGUGCUUUAUACACGCGCAGACAAAGAUUUCUAAAUAGCGGUUGCUUUGCAACCCAGUGAGAUCUAGUCUGCAGAACCUGGGAAGGUCUUGGAGUUUAUAAAUUACAUUGCACCUGACUGGGAGACGAUGCGAAGCGUCGUGGCAGAAGCUGAUUACUAGACACAUGGUAAUUAGCUGGCUAGAUGCGAAUAUCAAAACGGGACAUGCCACGAAAGUUCAGCUUAUUGGACGUAGUGCUUUAAUUUCCCCAACAGGGAAGGAAAAAAAUACAUGAUCAUCCAUUAGGCCUAAUGAUUCUACCAGUGAAAUGACCUUUUCGAUCUAAUGACCUAUUCAACCUAACCACCUAUUCGAUCUAAUGAGCUAUCCGACCUAGGACCGAUUUCAGGAGCCUUUUAAGAGCGUUCUGUCAGAUUUUGUUGGUGUUACGGGGAAAUCAGGGGUAUUUCAAUAGUAUUAAAGGUGUUUCAGAGAUGUUUCAAGGGGCGUUAAGGGCAAUUCAGGGGGGGUUUAGGAGCCUUUAAAGGGCGUUACAAGGGGUUUGAGGGGCGUUUCAAAGCAUUCCAGUGUCAAUUCAGAGAGUUUAGAGGAUUUCAGGAACGUUUUGAGGGCAUUCCAAGAGGUUUUAAGGGCGUUUGAUAGCAUUUCAGAGGCGUUUUAUGGGAUUAUCAGGUGCGUUUCUGGGGGUUUGUGGAGCCUAUUGAAAGCAUUCAAAGGGGUUUCCGAGGUAUUUUAAAUUGAUUAUGAAGAUAUCAAGGGCGUUUUAAUGAGAUAACAGAGAUUUCAAGGGGGUUUCUAGACAUUCCAGGUCAGGGUCGCAUCAGGGGAUUUCACCCUUAAAUCAAAGGGCAUGCCCGGGGCGUUUCAAAAGAUAUUGUGAUGGGAUCUAUGAAAACCCUUUGAAACUUCCUGAAAUGCCUCCGAAAUCCCAUGAAACCCACUCGGACCCUAUGUAACGCACCUGAGAACCUUCGAAACUUCAGAAAACGCCUGCGCAACGCCUCUGAGUCCCACUGAAAAUGCUCUGAAUCUUCCUGGAAUGCCUCAAAGAUACCCUUAAAACCCCCUCGGACCCCAUGUAACGCACCUGAGACUCUCCGAAACCCUCCGAAAACCCAAUAAACGCCUGCGCAACGCCUCUGCAACCAGCCGCAAUUGCUCGGAGACUUCCUGAAAUGCCUCCGAAAGCACGAGAGAGUAGGGUGGGUCUAAUUUUGUAAAAUCUCUCCGGGAUAUGAUUUCCCAACUGGAAAGUGAUGUACUGGUCGAAAUAAGUUAGCUGUGCAAAAAAUGAGCGAUUUCAGUUGAUAUUUGGGGGUGGCGCAAAGGAUUUAAUUAAUUUUUUUGCUAGCAUACAUUGAAAAAACAUUUUUAAUUUAAUUUUCAAACGUUACUUUUCUAGAUUAAAUCUAUGAAUCUAGAGCCCAAUUGGCCCGAAUUUGAUAUUGCAAUAUCUCUACUGGUUUCCGAGGAAUUUGAAAAAAAAUGUCAUAUUUUAGUAUUUUUUUUUUAGUUGGAUACUAAAAUAUGAGCAUUUUCGCAUAUCGUAACGUGUGAUAUGCACGAGGUUAGUCUAUGCCGAAGGAAGUCAAGACUAUCUCCAUUACAAAAAGAUCAAUCAAUUCAAAUCAUACUAGUACCAUGCAUGGACCACAUAUUGUUUUGUUAUUGGACCGUAGUGCUUGAGAAAACCUCAUCUCGUCCUUCAAAUACCAUUACUUAUUAGCGGCUUCUCAAUGAAAAAAAUAAAUUUUCAUUUGACUUUCGUUCUAAGAUGAUUGCUCAAAAUACUUCUUGUAUUGAUGGUAUUGAUUGAAACGCAAACAAACAAACAAAGCUGUAACAAUCUACAUGUUCUUCUUUACUUAAGUUAGUCUAGCAGAAACUUUAAGUGUUUAAUACUGUAAGCCAGCACUUCUAAACUGUUCUGUAGCACACGUAGCAAACUUCUAUACAAAUAAUUGGAAGACAAGGCAACGCUUCCCACCGAAACACGCUUCUUAGAGACCGCUCGCUGUUAAAAACGGUGGUCCGGAUAUUUUUACAGAAAACAAUCUAUAGAUGCUCUUACGGUUCAAUGUAUGUGCGGAUUUAUAUUGUGUGACAACUCUAGAGUAGUUUUACAGAAAUAUUUAAAGGUUGGAAAUUAGCCUGACACUGUUUGCUUGAGGACACAUGUUAUUUACCGUAUUAUAAAUUUGCGGAUAGGAUUUAUAGGCAUAUAUCAGUAGCAAUGUUGAUUCUAAAGCAGCAGAUUUGAGUAGGACAAUGUUAUGCACUCAUUGAGGUUAGACUUGUACUGGAAAAGGAAAAGAAAUUUAAGCGAGAAACAUACGCUAAAAAUGUUAGUAACCAAUGAAAUUGAAAUACUUAUCAAAUCGGCCUACUAAGACACAACCAGAGUGAACAAUAGAAGACAUGGAAAUUUGGCAACUUUGAUAAUAGUAAUUACCAAGCAAAAUGGAAGCACGUUCAAUGUUUAGAUUGCUAAGUUAUUGUUUUAGCUUGUAAGACUUUCGAAAAGCAGCUGUUAAUUUUCGGCAAAGCUUCGCAAAAUUCUAAAUCUGACCGGGAAGAACACCGUUUUUCUCCGUUGUCCCAGAAUGGUAUCUGUUUAAAAUGCAUCCCCCAAUAAACUCUACGAAAAUGAAGACGAUGGUAAAGAAUAAACAUAUGAAAAAUGGCAACUCUGUCUGUCAAGUGGUGCAUUGCGAUCGGAUCAAAACGCGAGUGUAUUAACUAUGUUGUGAGUGUAUUAUUAGGUCACAUUUCAAUUUCGCAAAGUACCUAUGAAGUUAUCUGCCACGACUCGUUUCUCUGCACUGAAUCAAUAAACAGAUGAUGGAUCUGCAAGAUGUACUCCUAAAAUUUUUCGAGAAUCUGCGGCAGGGUGAACAUCUGAUCCAUCGUUGAUCGGCCCUCACGAACUCCUUAAUCGGCCUCAGCCACGGACAAAAUCUUGUAUGUUGAACUCAGAAGAGUUAUUCUGUAAUUUGCACACUCCAGUCGAUGCCCUUUCUUUUAUAGGGAGCAAAUUAGACCAUACAAUUAAUUAGCAGGCAGUUCUUCCUCUUCCCAUAUCUUCAAUAUAAUACGGUGUAAGAGAUGAUACAACUGCUCACUAUCGUGUUUGAGAAGCUCGGCCAGGAGUUCGUCCUUCCUAGCAGCCUUGUUGUUCUUUAGCCCUCAAAUGGCUAUCUAUCAAUCCCUAGAAGUGUCUCUCCUCCUGGUAGCCACCAUUGUUUUGCCUAUCAGCAAGUUUGCAUCACGUUCGUUGCACAUGACGGGAGAAUGCCCUGUUUUUAUCCACACGCCAUCAACAGUUUCGAAAAACCUCCACAUAUCAUUCUUUUCCAUACUUUCUUGCGCCUGCGCAAUCACAUUUUCCUCAUGGUGUUAUCUAUUUCCGGCAGAUUCGUUUUUUGUCUGAUCAAUGUCGAUCCGGAGAUCAAAUUGAACCUAGUUUUCGGUACUGAGUUUCCAAUCAUAGUGCAUAUUUCGUUUUCGGAUUCAUUUUCGAAAGAAUCGUGGGCAUAUUCUUUUACUAGCUUUAUUUUUCGUGGUGGUGGAAGGCUUCGAAAGGGGUUGCCUACGUCGUGUUGGUCAGGCUGCCACCAUAGAUACAGCUGACGCGAUGCAACGACAUUUUCAGCAUUGGCUGUGGCAAUGUUUAGUUACAUGACCCCACUCGUGGCAUUUGUGGCAAUAAGCAGAGUUCUGGAAAUUUUCCCUAGUUUAGCAAAUAUCAUUCGAUAUCACUUAGACGCGGAAUAUUUUAAUCCAAAUACUAAUUAUUUAGACUAUUUUUGAUUGAACGAACUAAAUGAAAAUCCUGUGAAAUAUCUUUAUUUUCGGAGCAAUUUUUGUGUAUCCAUUUCGAUUACUUGGACAAGAGCAAAUUCAAUCGAAGCGUAUAUUUGAUUCGUCAAAAUGCAAAAGUUCAACAUGUUCGCACGAAGCGCUACGGAAGCGAUGGUCAGAGUAGCCAUUCUAAAUAUGUUCACUCUUUGCCGAUAGUAAAUUAAACGUGAAAGAGAUAUCUUCCAAACCGCAGCUUUAUCUGUUGAUUGUCUGUUCUCACGGCUCGCCGCUGGCUCUCCAUCACGACGCAGAGGUCAAUAUUGACCGGAAACAAACUCAAAGCUUUAAGUGGAAUUCUACUUGUCUAGUGGUAGAAGCAUGAAUAAAAACCUAAGAGGAGAGUCAUUGUGUUUUUAAGAUUCUAAAGGGAACAAAUUGAGAACAAUACGAACGGAGCGAUAGGAUGCACGGAAGACUCAAUAAUUCGAAGCGACAGGGGGUUUGAAGAUGGAAUUAUUUUGACUUUGGGAAGGAAGAUGAUGAAAUUAUACUAUAUAACACUGUGUUCUGUGACGGCAGAUUAGUAGAUAUUAACAAUAGGGAGAUAAAGAAUGUAUGUAGCAAUUAAGUUAAAUCGUACAUUGAAGCAAAAAAGGAGUUUCAGAUGACCUAAAUGCUAUUAUCGAAGGAAAAUUGUUCCGUCAAUUAAAUCGAAUCUACUAAAAUAAAGAACUAAGAUAUGAUGACUGUCUAUUUUUUGCAAGGAAAUUCAUAAAUGAGAGUAAUGGAAAUGCCGUUCAUGAAUGUCUGACUGAGAAAUGAUAAUGCGACUAAAACAGGCAAUAGGGCAGACGAAAUAAACUUCAAUGGAUUGGUGUGCUUGUUAUUGAAAAUAAACGAACUCGUAGUGGUAGCGUGCAGUAGCCUAGCGAAAUGAAAACUAAACCUAAGGAAAAUGAACUAGAAAUCAAAAUCUUUCAUUAACUGUCCAUUAUUGGCAUAUUUCUUCCUAGUUAUUUUUAUACAACUAUUUUUAUGUAUACAAACAAUGCUAAAUAGUAAUCUAUACAUAUAACACACAUAAAAAUGAAAGUAAACCACAGACAUAUAUCAGAAGUAAAUAAGUGAGAGACUAGUACAGUAACAAUCGUUAUGACAAAGAAAGUAUUAUAAAACUGUUUCUACACACAAGCUUAACAAACUACAUUGUAUCCAAAUAAAGACAUGUAUUUCGGCCAAAACGUAAA
Aedes albopictus (Asian tiger mosquito) is the source of this 20715-nucleotide messenger RNA. RefSeq lists its product as uncharacterized. The transcript is spliced from 13 exons. The record is from RefSeq and is a predicted model, not a curated record. Gene Ontology annotation, cellular component: plasma membrane. The coding region runs from base 1581 to 3350 and encodes 589 amino acids. Gene Ontology annotation, molecular function: GTP binding; GTPase activity; calcium channel regulator activity. Lineage: Eukaryota; Metazoa; Arthropoda; Insecta; Diptera; Culicidae.